CUUGCUGCAAGACAAACUUCAACUUUACAAGGCGUUAUCCUAAAGCGCGGCAGCACCGUGCUAUAGAUGCCAAUUCUACCGUCCCAAUUGCAUUCUCUAGAGCCAUAAAACGGAGAAACACCAAGCAAAAUGGCACAACCACGCUGUCUCGCCAGCUCCUCACCCGCACGAGCUCUACACAGAGUUCUCGUCUCGGACCUCCUCAGCCGUAGCAGGACAACCUCCCUCGCACCGCGCACAACAUCUUCCUACCUCCUUCCGCCACGGCUCUUCUCCUCUAGUCACUUGAUUACAAAACCCAACGCCACAGCCCUACCACUACCACCACCCAUACCGCGACACACCCGCACGCUCUCCACAACCUCUGUCCUCCGCCGCAUCGACCUAUCCCAAAAACGACCGACCAACGGCAAGAUCCCAUACGACUACGUGCGCGUAGUCGGGCCAGCCCCCGACAACGCGCUCUCGCCCGCCAAACCCAUCGACUCGGUCCUAGCCUCCCUCAACCCCAAAACCCACACCCUAGUCAUGGUCGCGCCGCCCUCCUCCUCCGCCGACCCCCACGCGCCCGAAGCCAACGCCGCCAUAUGCCGCAUCGUCGACAACGCCGCCUCCAAAGCCGCCGCCCAGGAAGCCGAGCAGCGCGCCCGCCGCAAAGCCGUCGACACGAAGGAGCUCGAGAUCUCCUGGGGCAUAUCAGCGCACGACAUGGGCCACAAGCUGCGGCGCCUGCGGCAGUUUCUCGACCUGGGAUUGAAUGUAGAAGUCAUACUGGCGAAAAAGCGGCAUGCGAAACCUGUUCCGACGGAGACCGCCGAGGCGGUUCUGGAAGCGGUUAGGGGCGCGCUGACGUUGGUUGACGGGGCGAAGGAGGUGAGGAAGAUGGAUGGGAAUGUGGGGGGUGUGGUGAGGUUGUAUUUUGAGGGGCCGAGUGAGAAGAAGAGGCGGAAGAAGAAGGAUUUAGAGCAGCAGGAGAAGGAGGAGAGUGGAUAGGAGAAGUGAACGGGAGUUGUAUUAGCUUGACGGGAGUUCUGGUUGCUACAACUAGUGGUGUAUUAUAUACGAAGGGUGAACUUCAUAAAUAUGGCUUGGCUAGAGUCGGCGCGGAAUACGCUGCUUAGGUAGCUUGGCGAAGAUACCUGCGAAGCAUCUAACGUGCUGAUAGAAAUAUGAAUCUAAGAGCGGUUCAUAUAGCUAGACAGAUGUACGUCAUUAUAAGAGAAAAUACGGCUUAAAAGGGGUCGUGUAUAGUAGAAUUAACCACCAUAUUCUGCAGUCACAAGUACUGAUAUUGGGA
Daldinia loculata is the source of this 1297-nucleotide messenger RNA. RefSeq lists its product as uncharacterized. Gene Ontology annotation, molecular function: translation initiation factor activity; ribosome binding. Lineage: Eukaryota; Fungi; Ascomycota; Sordariomycetes; Xylariales; Hypoxylaceae. Bases 130 to 993 code for a protein of 287 amino acids. Gene Ontology annotation, biological process: ribosome disassembly; mitochondrial translational initiation. The transcript has a single exon. The record is from RefSeq and is a predicted model, not a curated record. Gene Ontology annotation, cellular component: mitochondrion.